CAUUCAAUGUCUUUCCCGUUUCUCCUUCGGAGGCCAUUUUCUACAAGCACCAGAUGUGCCUACAGGGCUAAGAAUAUUCCCGAGGAUAUCAUCGCGAAUGCACUCACGAAAUACCCAGUAAGACGCGGUCGUCCCAAGAAGGCAGACAUCGAGGACAUCAACCCCGAAGUUGAGCCUCAAAGUGCCUCGACUUCGAAAGUUGUCCGCAGACCCAAUGCACGGAAAGGUCACAUACAACUCCCGGUCAAUAGGGUUGAUCUUCCCCCGCGUACGGAGUGGCGACACUACUUUCUCACCGCCGGCAUGACGCUGAAAAGCCGUAUUUCCAUCUCUAACCCCGAAACGGCGGCACUAGUUGCAGAUUCGUUCGUUCCUAAAGGCUCGAGGGAUAAAGUUAUCAUAGAAGCGUAUCCCGGUCCUGGCGCGUUAACUCGUGCUUUGAUGCAGUUACCGAAAGAGCGAAUCAGAAAAAUCAUUGUGCUUGAGGAUACAGAACAAUACCUCCACUUUCUGAAGCCGCUGCAGGAAGCGGACCCUAGAGUACAAGUUUUGCCAAUGAACGGCUUUUUGUGGGACACGUAUCAUCAGCUAGACGUCCAAGGCUUCCUGAAAGACGUGGAAACUACUCCAUGGAAUCAGUCAAAUCCAUAUCUACACUUCAUUUCCCACCUUCCUAUGGAUGUCCUGGGCGAGCAGCUCUUAGCGCAACUAUUGCGUUGUGCACCAGAACAGUCUUGGCUUUUCAAACACGGUCGUAUUCCAAUGAGUUAUGUGAUGCACGACUGGGUAUGGGAUCGUAUCUCGGCGUCUACUGAGGAUCGGGCUCGGUGCAAGCUGAGCGUCAUUGCACAGGCCGUUUCUGAGUUUAAUCUCACCAUUGACCCACAACUGCUACAACCAUAUGAUGACCACUUUUUUCCUCAUGCCGUAAACCCUGCAUACUCCUCGAGAACGGAAAACAGGCGCAGAGGUACGCCAUUCGUAGCAGGUACCUUUAGACCAUUGGAGCAUCAGAUCAUUCAGCCAGGCAUGCUGGACAAAUGGGAUUACUGCCUACGGAAGCUCUUCGUGCUGAAGUGCACCCCUCUGAAGAACGCCGUUGGUCAUCUAGCGCCCGGAUCAGACAUUCUCAAGUCCUACCUCACGAGCGAUGACGUUCCACUCGAACAGAGGACUGACAUGAAGAAGAUCAUCAAGAAACUGAAUGUAGAGGACUGGGCUGCCGUCGUCAGUGCCUUCGAUCGGUGGCCCUUUGCACCUGAGGAACUUUUGAUCACGGAUUCUUUCAGCAGAGACGAGCGUAUAUAGCGUUUUAGUAUGGCAUUGCUCUUCUCCUGGACGUAUCAGUCGGCGAGGGGUCGUGUCUGGCGGGUCUCGGUGUCUUAUCGGUAAGAA
This is a messenger RNA of Suillus clintonianus, 1395 nucleotides long. Its product is annotated as S-adenosyl-L-methionine-dependent methyltransferase. Lineage: Eukaryota; Fungi; Basidiomycota; Agaricomycetes; Boletales; Suillaceae. Gene Ontology annotation, molecular function: mitochondrial transcription factor activity. Bases 7 to 1308 code for a protein of 433 amino acids. Gene Ontology annotation, cellular component: mitochondrial DNA-directed RNA polymerase complex; mitochondrial matrix. The transcript is spliced from 7 exons. The record is from RefSeq and is a predicted model, not a curated record. Gene Ontology annotation, biological process: transcription initiation at mitochondrial promoter.